This is a messenger RNA of Athalia rosae (coleseed sawfly), 1064 nucleotides long. Its product is annotated as fas apoptotic inhibitory molecule 1. NCBI's taxonomy places the organism in Eukaryota, Metazoa, Arthropoda, Insecta, Hymenoptera, Athaliidae. The coding region runs from base 348 to 923 and encodes 191 amino acids. The transcript has 4 exons. Gene Ontology annotation, biological process: positive regulation of neurogenesis; canonical NF-kappaB signal transduction; negative regulation of extrinsic apoptotic signaling pathway via death domain receptors. The record is from RefSeq and is a predicted model, not a curated record.
UGCGACGUUAUUUAGUACACAUGCCGUUUAUUGAUCAGAGAAAGUACCCCCGGUGUGAGAAAUCAAUAAACGCGGAACGCGGUACACAGUGAACCCGACUCGGAAUCUUUGUACACGUGUUCUCGGUUAAAGGGAAGUAGAGUUUUCGACCCCAUUGUAAACUUAUUAACUUAACAAAUUGUGAAUGAAGACCAUUUACUCCAAAACGAAUCAACCGGUUCAGAAAAAAAACGACCAACGAUUCAAACUUUCUCAAUCUCCACAUUCGGCAACGGUGAAUCAAAUAAUCGAAACAAAACCUGGCGCGCCAACAAAACAACAGCAAAGAAAUAAUAUAAAGUACAGAGAUGUCCGAGGCGAGACCAACGGCGACCUGGAGCGUUCCUCUCAGCGAUGGAAUCCACGUGGUAGAAUUCGAACAUGGAACGGCGACGGGACGUCGCGUUGUCAGAAUUGACGGGAGGACCGUAAUUCACAGGGAUUGGAUGUUUCGCCUCGUUGGGGACGAGGUAGUCAUGCUGGGCAACACGAAGUUUAUUAUCUGCGUCGAUCCCCUCCCCGGACUCAGGUACUCGUACACGCUGUUGGUCAACGAUAAGACCUACGCGAACUUCAUUCAGUCCCAGUCAAAGAUUCUGCAAACUUGGGCCGCGCAAGUUGGCGACAAACAUUACCGGGUUGUUUUGGACAAAACCAAACAGAACGUGUGGAUCAAUGGGGAGCAAGUCGACGUUGAGAAUGAAUUCGUGGAUGGCGGAGCUGAAAUGUUGUUCUCGAUCGGCGGUUCCCCGGCGGUCAUAAGGUCCUCCAGUUCGGGACACAGAUCCACCGGAAUGAGUCACACUCUGUUCUUGAACGGAGUCGAAGUAACUGAACAAGAACUGAUAGCGCAUGUGGAGACGAAAAAGAGAGGGGCGAAAUGAAAAGAAAAAGCUCCUCGUUCGAAUCGAUUAUUUUAACGUUAUCGCCGUUAUUUAUCUUGAAAAAUAUUUUUACACCUGUGACAGUUGAUUUGCACCAUUAAAUUGUGACUCGAAGUCGAUCUUCGAAUUAACUUGUGAAAA